Molecule: messenger RNA, 1662 nt
Organism: Folsomia candida
Lineage: Eukaryota; Metazoa; Arthropoda; Collembola; Entomobryomorpha; Isotomidae
Product: cytochrome P450 9e2-like
Exons: 3
Coding region: 29-1477 (482 amino acids)
Molecular function (GO): heme binding; iron ion binding; oxidoreductase activity, acting on paired donors, with incorporation or reduction of molecular oxygen
Source: RefSeq, a predicted model, not a curated record
CCAUUCAAGUCUACAAGUGUGCAAUGCAAUGCAAUGGCAGAUGCACAUUCGCUUUUGUAAAAUUUUAAACCUAUGUGCAUUUGCCAUACUUAAGAUUAAUCGUGAUCACCUUGCACGUACAGAAAUAUCCACAGCAUUUCUACUAAAUUACACUAAAUUCGGAUAUUUCUCCAAAUUCACUACUUUUUUCCAAAUUUUAAUCUUCACCAUGUCAAUCACGGAUAUCCUCUACAUUGCAAUAUUUCUCAUCCUCUUCUCUACCUCAUAUUUUGUCUACUUUACAAUUAAAGAAUUGCUAUUUUUCCGAUCCAAAAAAGUCUUCUAUUUAGGCAACGCUUUCGCCAAGGCCGUGUACUAUUUAACCCUUAAGAAAAUCGGGAUGUAUCAUCUUUUCCAGGUAAAUUACGACAAAAUGAAACAUGCUGGAGUCCACGUGGCCGGAAAUAUAGAUUUUGGCACGGUACAUUACACCGUCACAGAUUUGGAACUUUUAAAACACAUCAUGGUUAAAGAUUUCGACCACUUUGUUAACCGCCGACCUCUUCAAGUGCUAAAUAAUGACGUCGUGUUUAAGAAGAUGAUCGCAUUUCGACAGAGCGAACAGUGGCGGGCACUCCGCUCAAAAUUGAGCCCGACCUUUUCUUCGGGAAAAAUUAAGAAGGUUAUUCCCAUUUUUAAAGAAAGUUGGAAAAAGUUAGUGAAAUAUAUCGACCAAUGGUCGUCUCCCGAUGGAGAAAUCGACCUGGUCGAAUGCUUCUCAAAAUUUACUUUGGAUACGAUCACUUCCGCCAUUUGUGGCAUGAAUUCACACGCAUUGGCUCAAAGGGAACUCUCAAGUUUUGAGCUGAUUGGGAAAAAAUUCUCAAUUACGUUUGGUACUAAGGUUAUGAUAAAGUUUGCAAUAGUUUAUUAUUUUCCCAAGUUUGCGGGGUGGAUGGGGUUCUCGGUGUCGGAAUCGGCUGAAUUUCACAAAUUUUGCAGUGAUGGGAUAAAAACCGAGAUUAAAAGUCGGGAGAAAACGGGGAGAAAAAGGGAUGACUUUAUUGAGUGGAUGUUGGAGGCGAGGAAGAGUUGGGAUGAUGGCAAAGGUGUAGCGGCGACGGAUACUAGCGAUCUUUUAGACGAUGAUGGGAUAGUGUCGAAUUGCGAAAUUUUUAUUCUCGGUGGAUCCGAAACUACGCAAACUUUGCUGAUCUUUUGUGCGUAUGCUAUUGCAAUUCAUCCCGAGGUGCAAGGCAGGCUGAGAAAAGAGGUGGACGGGGCGUGGGAGGAAAAUGGAGGUGAUUUUACGUAUGAUUCUAUCCAAAGGAUGAAGUACUUGGACAUGGUGAUUAAUGAAACAUUGCGGUUGUACCCACCAUUUGCGAGCACGGAUCGUGAAUGCGUUUCAGACUACGUGCUGCCUGGGACGAAUGUCCUGGUAAGGAAAGGUGACAGCGUGAUUGUACCCAUCAGUGGAAUUCAUCACGAUGAAUGAUACUAUCCCAACCCUGAAGAAUUUGAUCCUGAGAGAUUCUCGGCGGAAAAUUCGGGGGAAAAUUCAUCCAUUUGCCUUCAUCCCGUUCGGACAAGGGCCGAGAAUUUGUAUCGGAGUUAGAUUUGCAUUAACAGAAGUCAAGCUGGUAAUUGCUCAACUGGUUCACAAUUUUGAUAUCGAACCCA